AUGAAUCAGGGGAUAGCACUGGAGUGUGGUGGCGUGGCAGCGGUGCUGGCGUGCGCGGCGCUCGGCGCUGCCCAGCCGGGCCUGGUGUCGUUCGCGGGCACCUCGUUUAUGCGGCUGACCGGACAGGCAGUGGACCUGCGCGGCCUGAUCGGCCUCAGCUUCCGCACGUGCAAAGACGGCACGCUGCUGGAGGAGCACGGCCAGAUGGACAGCCUGGAGCUGGACCUGCUGGCCAACGGCACGCUGCGCCUGAUCCGGCGGCGCUUGGCCGGCUCUGACCAGCUGGUGGGGCGCAACUUCCACGGCUGCCUGCUGCGCGGCCCCAGCGUGCCGCUGGACGACCCGGCAGCGCAGGCGGUGAACGUGGUGCACGGCCGCUGCACGCUGCCCGACACGGAGACGUGCGACGGGUACGACUCGGUCGAGCCGUCACCGUGCUUCUCGCAGCCGUGCCAUCACGGCACCACGUGCACGCCCGACGCGGAUGGCACGGGCUACACGUGCGCCUGCAGCGGGCGGUACUCGGGACAGGACUGCCAGAUUGACGACGGUCCACUGUGCACUCGGCCCCAGUACCAGUGCGAGAACGACGGCCUCUGCCAGGAGGACUGGGCCGGCAACCGCACCGUCUGCCUCUGCCCCGAGGGCUUCGCCGGCGAGCGGUGCGAGGUCACCGUGCAGGCGUGCAUCGCCAAUCCCUGCCACAACAACGGACGCUGCGGCUUGACCAACGGCGUACAGACCUGCAACUGCCCCAUCGGUUUCUCCGGCCAGUACUGCGAGGAGCCUGUGGAUGAUUGCGCUGUGCUUGAUCGGCCCUGUCUGCACGAGGGAGAGUGCAUCGACAAGGACAACGGCUAUCUCUGCGACUGCCGCGGCACCGGGUAUGACGGCGAACGGUGCGAGAAGAACGUGGACGAGUGCCGGUCGGCGCCGUGCCAGAACGGCGGCACCUGCUUCGACCAGUUCCCGGACUACAUGUGCGCCUGCCCGGCCGGCUGGGAGGGCCGGCACUGCGAGCAGGACAUCAACGAGUGCUCUGUGCAGCCGUGCCUGAACGGCGGCAAGUGCGCCAACCUGCCGGGCAGCUACCGCUGCGCGUGCCGGGCCGGCUUCACUGGCGACAACUGCGCCACGAACGUCGACGACUGCAGCACGGCCACGUGUCCGGAGAACGCCGACUGCGUGGACGGCAUCAACGGCCACGAGUGUGUCUGCCGGUCGGGCUUCUCAGGCGCCCCCUCCAACUGCACGCGCAUGAGCUCCUGCGAGCCUAACCCGUGCCAGAACGGCGGCUUCUGCCAAAUGCAGGACGACAUGGUGAUCUGUUACUGUGCCAACGGAUUCACAGGCCCCGUGUGCGAGGUGACACCGACGGUACCGGAGCCGUCCUCCGAGGAGGAGCUGGCCAGCCUGGCGCUGCAGGUGGCGCCGCGUCAGCAGCCGGCCGCCUGCUUAUCGGCGCCCUGCGGCGCUGGCGCCACCUGCACGGACGCCGACGACGGCGGCUACAGCUGCCUGUGCGCCGACGGCUCUUCGGGCCCGAGCUGCGAGGUGCCAGGCGCCUGCCAGCCCAGUCCCUGCCUGAACGGCGCCACCUGCACCGAGCGCGACGGCACGCCCGUCUGCCAGUGCGCGGACGGGUACUCGGGGGAUGUGUGCGAGACUGCCGACAGCCCCUGCUCCAGUCAGCCGUGCCUGAACGGCGCCGACUGCGUCAUCACAGACAAUGCACAGAGUUACUACUGCGAGUGCAUAGCCGGGUUCGAGGGCCUGACGUGCGAGAACAACAUCGACGACUGUCGGGACGUGCAGUGCGUGGCCGGCCAGCAGUGCUUCGACGAGGUCAACGGCUACGACUGCCGCUGUCCGGACGGCUUCAGCGGCGAGCACUGUGACCAGAACAUCAACGACUGCGCCGACAGUCCCUGCCAGAACAACGGCACGUGUGUGGAUGGCAUCAACGACUACCAGUGCAUCUGCCCACCCGGCUACAUAGGUCGCAACUGCACGGAAGACCUGGACGAGUGCGCCAUGAUCCCCAAGCCGUGCGUGCACGGCAUAUGCCAGAACUUGAACGGCUCGUACCAGUGCUACUGUCGGCCCGGCUUCCUCGGCGACCACUGCAGCCACGACUACGACGAGUGCCUGUCGAGGCCGUGCUUCAACAACGGCACGUGCGAGAACCUCGAAAACAGCUUCAACUGCCACUGCACGCCUGGCUUCGCGGGGAAGAACUGCGAGGUGAACAUCAACGAAUGCGAGCCUGAUCCGUGCAAGAACAACGCCACGUGCGUGGACGGCAUUGCCAGUUUCGAGUGCGCCUGUCUGCCUGGCUUCACCGGCAAGCUCUGCGAGACCAAUAUCGACGAGUGUGAGUCGGCGCCGUGCAUCAACAACGGCUCGUGCGUCGACGGCAUCAACAUGUUCACGUGCAACUGCAACGACACGGGCUUCCGCGGUGACACGUGCGAAAUCAACAUUGACGACUGCGCGCCGCUACCAUGCCGCCACGGCAGCGUCUGCGUCGACCUCGUCAAGGACUACAGUUGCCGCUGUUUCCCGGGAUACGAAGGAAAGAACUGCGAGACGGACAUCGCCGAGUGUGAGCAGAGCCCGUGCCAGAACGGCGCCGCCUGCGUGGAGAAGUCCAACAGCAGCCUGUACGAGAUGGGGCUGGUGAUCCCGGGCCUGCCGCCCACCUACAACUUCUCGACGGCCGGCGGCUACCUCUGUCUCUGCCUGCCCGGCUUCUCCGGCGACGACUGCGAGGUCAACAUCGACGAGUGCGCCUCCAGUCCGUGCCAGAGCGGCGACUGCGUGGACGGCAUCAACGAGUACACGUGCCAGUGCUGGCCUGGCUAUGAGGGCGAGCACUGCCAGACGGAGAUCGACGAGUGCGUGCGGCUACAGCCGUGCCAGCGCGGCGUCUGCCAGGACCGCGUGGCCGACUACGUGUGCGAGUGCGAGGACGGCUUCGGCGGUAAGAACUGCUCGGUGGCGCUGCUCGGCUGCCGCGACGUCACCUGCCUCAGCGGCGGCACGUGCCAGCCGUUCGUCGUCAAUGAGACGGAGCACAUGUUCCGCUGCCGCUGCCCACCCGGCUUCUACGGCGACCUCUGCGAGAAGGAGACGACCGCCUCGUUCCAGGGCGCGUCGCACGUGCGCGUGUCCUCGCCGUCCGACGCCGACAACUACACGCUGAGUCUGCGCUUCCGGACCACGCUGCCGGACGGCCUGCUGGCCGUCGGCCAGGGCCACUCCGGCGGUGACUCGUUCUUCCGACUCCGCCUCAGCGGCGGCGCAGUCAACCUCUUCAGCAGCAUGCAGAACGCGCUGCAGGGCCUGACGGUGGGCGCGGCGCUGCACGACGCCGCCUGGCACCACGUGCUCAUGGCCAUCAACGGCUCAACGGCGGCGCUGUCGGUGGACGGCAGCGGCGCCCAUGAACCGUUGCGCGUCUCUUCGUCGGACGACACGCGGUUCGCCAGCACGAUGCUGGGUCACGCGGCCGCCAGCCACCUCCAGCUGUUCGUCAACACGAGCGGCUUCGUCGGCUGCAUGCAGGACAUCAUGGUGGACGGCGGGGCCGUGGUGCCGUCGAUGCUGCGGGAGGACCAGCAGGAGAACCUGACGCUAGGCUGCCCGCGCGAGGAACAGUGCUCCCCGAACCCGUGCAUGAACGCCGGCGCCUGCGUGGAUCUGUGGAGCCGGUACAGAUGCGACUGUGUUCGGCCCUUCCUCGGCCCAGUCUGUGACCGAAACAUCACGGCGGCCACAUUCAACCACGAGAACAGCAGCGGCUCGCUGGUGUCGGUGGCGGUAGAGCCGGCGUUCGCCGCCUCGCUCACCACCUUCGUCGACAUCUCGCUGUUCGCGCGCACGCGGCAGCCGGAUGGCAUGCUCUUCUACCUGGGCACGGACGUGGCGGACGUGCUGGGCGCCGGCGGCAUCACUUACCUGGCGGCCGAGCUGUCCGGCGGUCUGCUCCAGCUGCGCCUGAAGCUGGCCGCCGAUCGCGAGGAGCUGCUCGAGGUGCCCGGGCCGCGGCUCGACGACGGCGUCAACAACCUCGUCAGGGUGGUGCGCAACGACACCAGUCUGCGCGUGCUGGUGAACGGCGCCGAGCGGGCCAACGCCUCGCUGCCGGACGCGGCGCCGCUCUCUGUCCAGGUGCUGUACCUGGGCGACGUGCCGGAGCCGGGCCGCCGCCGCCGUCGCCGCCAGGUGGAGGAGCGAGGCGUGCAGCCUGUCUUCAAGGGCAGCCUGCAGGACGUUCGGAUCGUCAACGGAGCCGGCCAGACGCGCCUGGUCGAGUUUUACCCGCUGAAUGACCCGAGCUUGCGCCUGCCGCCGCCGCUGGGCCUCGUGACCGCUGACCGGGUGCUGGCCGGCUCGGUCAGCGACGACACGUGCCGAGACGGCCCGUGCAGCAACAACGGCACGUGCGCCGUCACGUGGAACGAUUUUAGCUGCACCUGUCCGCGAGGCUACAAGGGCCGCACCUGCACCGAGCUCGAGUACUGCGUGUGGCACGAGUGUCCGGGCGACUCAACCUGCCACGACCUCGCCGACGGCCACGAGUGCGUGGCCAACGCCACCUUCAACGGCGUCAACAGCUCGGUGGCGUACGCGGCGCGGCUGUCGGCCGGCGCCGCGCUCGACUCCAUCUCGGUGGCGUUCCGCAGCCGCCCGUUCCGCGGCUGCCUGUCGGCCGUGCGGCUGGGCGGCGUGCUGCUGCCGUUCCUGUCCGAUGAGGCGGUCAACAGCUCGGCCGCCGACAGGUUCGCCGUGCGUCAGCCCAUGCAGUUCGUGGCCGAGGACUGCACGUUGUGCUACCAGCACGAGUGCCAGAACGGCGGCGCGUGCGCCGCGCCGGCCGACGAGUUCGACUGCACGUGCCCGGCCGGCUUCAACGGCACCACCUGCCAGAACAACAUCGACGAGUGCCUGCUGGGCAACGAGUGCACGAACGGCGCCACCUGCGUGGACGGCGUCGACGGCUACUCCUGCGCCUGCGUGGGUGGGUACGUGGGCGAGCACUGCGAGACUGAGGUGGACGAGUGCGCUUCACUACCGUGCCAGCACGGCGCCACCUGCGUCGACCGCAUCAACAACUACACCUGCGUGUGCACCGACGAGUACAUCGGCCGCGACUGCGAGCAGAUGAAGGUCGUCAACUGCACGCACAAGCCGUGCCAGAACAGCGGCGUCUGCGUCGACGUAUUCGACGGCGAGGUGGCCGUCAACUACACGUGCGCGUGUCCGUUUGGUUUCGAGGGUCGCGACUGCGAGCUGGUCACGGACUUCUGCCAGCCUCAGCCGUGCCUGAAUGACGGCACCUGCUCAUCGAACCCCGGCGUCGGCUACACCUGCCAGUGCGCGCUGGGCUUCGAGGGCGACGACUGCGAGAUCAACAUCGACGAGUGCGCCUCGACGCCCUGUCAGAACGGCGGCACGUGUCUCGACCAAGUGAACUCGUUCGUGUGCUCCUGCCCGUCGGGUUGGACGGGACGCCUCUGCGACACGGACACCCCUGAGUGUCAGUUCUCGCCGUGCCAAAACGGCGGCAACUGUACAGAGCUGCCGGGAAGCUUCGAGUGCACCUGCCUGCCCGAGUUCUGCGGCAGGUCGUGCGACCUCAACAACCACUGCGUCGAGAAGGUGGACGAUUGCAAGAACGGCGGCGUCUGCGUGCCCUACUGCGACGGCGACCGCAACAACUACAGCGUCCGCAACACGACCUGCAUGUGCUUCGACGGCUACUACGGCCCCACGUGCGAGGACCGGUCGCGCACGGGGGAGAUCAUGAUGGUGGUGGCGCCAGUGCUCAGUAUACUGCUGCUCGCCGCCAUAGUCGGCAUGGUCAUCUUCACAACCAUGGCCAAGAACAAGCGAGCCACGCGCGGCACCUACAGUCCGAGUCGACAGGAGAUGUUCAACCCGCGCGUAGAGAUGGGGCAACAUGAAGAAGCCACCACGGUCCGGCGCGCGUAA
This is a messenger RNA of Pollicipes pollicipes, 5997 nucleotides long. Its product is annotated as protein crumbs. The record is from RefSeq and is a predicted model, not a curated record. The transcript has 28 exons. Lineage: Eukaryota; Metazoa; Arthropoda; Thecostraca; Pollicipedomorpha; Pollicipedidae. Gene Ontology annotation, molecular function: calcium ion binding; Notch binding. The coding region runs from base 1 to 5997 and encodes 1998 amino acids. Gene Ontology annotation, biological process: Notch signaling pathway.